CGUCCCUCACUUGCCCCCGCACUACAACUCCAUCCAGCAGCUAGAGAACUCUCUCGCAAUCACCCAUACAGAGUCACUGCAUCUAUUGCAUGUACUCGAACCAGCUUUGCAGCUCGCACAACUCCCACCGAGGCACUAAGCACACCGCCGCCGGCUUCAUCAUAAGUUUCUGAAUUCUCCAUCGACAUUCCGUUUAUAUAUACUCGAAUCGCCAUGGCUCCUACCAUCAGCUCUGGAUAUACCACACCUAACUCCGAAAUCGAUUCUCUGUUGACGGUUCAUCCCACCGCUGCACGUCGCCCCUACGCGCUCACUGUCCAGUCCGAGAACACGUUCUACAGUGACGAGCAUAUCACAUCCAAGUUUGUGAAUCGCGGUGCAAAUGUCGUUGUGUCGAAUGGUCAAUUCAACAUUACGCCCACUUCCGAGACGUUCGAAUUCCAAACCAAACGCGCCGUCUCGAAGACUGGAUUGAUGAUGAUCGGCGUCGGUGGCAAUAAUGGUAGCACCCUCUGCGCUACCAUCCUCGCCAACCGCCACAACAUUACCUGGCGCACCAAAGAAGGACUUCAACAGCCCAACUAUAUCGGCUCUCUUCUCCGUGCCUCUACUGUGCGCAUCGGGACAGACGGUGUCACUGGUCAGGACGUCCAUGUCCCGGUCUCCGAUGUGUUGCCCAUGGUCCAUCCCAACGAUCUCGUUGUUGGUGGCUGGGACAUCUCCGGUCUGCCCAUGAACAAGGCCAUGGAGCGUGCGCAAGUUCUUGACUACGAUCUUCAGCGCCAGGUCGCACCGUACAUGGCGGCGCUCGGCAAACCACUACCCUCUAUCUAUUACCCCGAUUUCAUCGCCGCGAAUCAAGAGGCUCGGGCCGACAAUCUCAUCGAAGGCAACGACAAGCAGACCCAUCUUGAGCACAUCCGGGCCGAUAUCCGCAAGUUCAAGCAGGACAACGAGCUCGAUCGUAUCGUCGUCUUCUGGACGGCCAACACCGAGCGCUACAGCGAUAUCAUCCCGGGUGUCAACGACACUGCGGAUAACCUGCUUGCUGCGAUCAAGUCGUCUCAUUUCGAGGUCUCGCCUUCGUCGUUGUUCGCUGUUGCAGCGAUCCUCGAGGGAGAGCCAUUUGUCAAUGGUGCUCCCCAAAACACUUUUGUGCCCGGAGUCAUCCAGUUGGCUGAGCGUCACCAGUCUUUCAUCGGCGGAGACGACCUCAAGUCCGGACAAACCAAACUCAAGUCAGUACUGGCCGAGUUUUUGGUGAACGCAGGCCUCAAACCUCUGUCGAUCGCCUCGUACAACCAUCUCGGUAACAACGACGGCCACAACUUGUCGGCCGAGCGCCAGUUCAAGAGCAAGGAGAUCAGCAAAAGCAGUGUGGUCGAUGACAUGGUUGCUGCCAACCGGCUGCUCUUCAAGGCCCCCGAACCCGAGACCAAGGGCAAGGGCGAGCACCCCGAUCACAUCGUCGUCAUCAAGUACGUCCCUGCUGUCGGUGACAGUAAGCGGGCGAUCGACGAGUACUACUCCGAGAUUUUCUGUGGUGGUCGUUCUACCAUCAACAUCUUCAAUGAGUGCGAGGACUCGCUGCUCGCCACUCCGUUGAUCCUCGACCUGACCAUCCUCACCGAGUUGCUCACCCGUGUGAAGUACCGAAAGGCUUCGGAGAAGGAAUUUGCGCCGUUGUAUGCGGUGCUCUCCUUGCUUUCGUACAUGCUCAAGGCGCCGUUGGUCAAGCCUGGCACUGAAGUUGUGAACAGCCUCAACCGUCAGCGCAAUGCGCUUGAGAGCUUCCUUAAGGCCUGCAUUGGGCUCGAGGGCAGCAGCGACCUCCUGCUCGAGACUCGAAUUUGGUAAAUGCUAUUGAUGAAAUGGACGGGUCGUUCAACGUUCAACACGGUCAAUGUUCCCUCCUAGAUAUUCGAUAGAUAGAUCGUUUCCAAGUGGUCAUUCAACUGUCCAAGAAUCAAUUACUGUGCCCUAAUCCUGCCUGAAAUGUCGUUUGCAAUCUGUCCUCCACUAUUUCCAUGGUUGAUGCCGGC
Mycena citricolor is the source of this 2042-nucleotide messenger RNA. NCBI's taxonomy places the organism in Eukaryota, Fungi, Basidiomycota, Agaricomycetes, Agaricales, Mycenaceae. The record is from the annotation of a GenBank genome assembly.